CUGCGAGCGUUCAAGUCGUUGACGUUUUUUACCGGCGGUUGUUCAACGUUCCCUGCUCACCGUUCACCGAUCAGCGAUCGCCGAUCACCACGUUCCAGUCCGGGCCCAAGAAUCUUAACUUGCACCUCGGACCGCCGCAAGUCCGUGUAGCCGCCGAUCCCAGUUUAACAACUGCAAGGCGGUCAGCUCUUGACUUUCCAGCUCCCUAAACCCCAACAGCGAAUACGUCAACAUGAACGGCCCCAAACACAAGUUUUGCACAAAACUCUCCAGCACUUAUCUAAGAAAAUGGUGGAUUACGAUCGUCGUGGCGUCGGCGCUGAUAAUUGGCGGAAUCGUAGUGGCCUGUGAAUUCUCCGUGCUGAUCGAUGCAGUCGUGGACCGCAUGGUGGCCCUGCGUCCCGGCGCCAAGACCUUCGGCUGGUGGGCCAAGCCCCCGGUGGAGCCCCGAAUCAGCCUGUACAUCUACAAUGUCACCAACGCGGACGACUUCCUCAGCAACGGCUCCAAGGCCAUUGUCGAUGAGGUAGGCCCCUACGUUUACAGCGAGACCUGGGAAAAGGUAAACAUCGUGGAGAAUGACAAUGGCACGCUGAGCUACAAUCUGCGCAAGAUCUACUCGUUCCGCGAAGAUCUCUCGGUGGGGCCCGAAGACGACGUGGUUAUUGUGCCCAACAUUCCCAUGCUGAGUGCCACCUCGCAAAGUAAGCACGCUGCCCGAUUCCUGCGUCUAGCCAUGGCCAGCAUCAUGGACAUUCUGAAGAUCAAGCCGUUCGUGCAGGUUUCCGUGGGCCAGCUGCUCUGGGGCUACGAGGACCCGCUGCUUAAGCUGGCCAAGGAUGUGGUGCCCAAGGAGCAGAAGCUGCCCUACGAGGAGUUUGGCCUGCUGUAUGGCAAGAACGGCACCUCCUCCGACCGCGUCACCGUGAACACGGGGGUGGACGACAUUAGGCAGUACGGCAUCAUCGACAACUUCAACGGGCGCACCCAUCUGCCGCACUGGACCACCGACGCGUGCAACACCCUGGCGGGAACCGAUGGCUCCAUCUUCCCCCCGCACAUCGACCACGACCGCAUACUGCAUGUGUACGACAAGGAUCUGUGCCGCCUGUUGCCUUUGGUGUUCGAGAAGGAGGUGAUGACUUCGAACGAGGUUCCCGGAUACCGCUUCACCCCGCCCGAGUGGGUCUUCGCCGACGUCGACAGCCAUCCGGACAACAUGUGCUUCUGCCCCGCGGGCAAGCCCUCGUGCUCCCCCAACGGACUCUUCAACGUCUCCCUGUGUCAAUACGAUUCCCCUAUCAUGCUGAGUUUCCCGCAUUUCUACCUGGCCGACGAAAGCCUACGGACGCAAGUGGAGGGCAUUUCUCCGCCAAUGAAGGAAAAGCACCAGUUCUUCUUCGAUGUCCAGCCUAAAAUGGGAACCACCCUGCGAGUGCGCGCCCGUAUCCAGAUCAAUCUGGCCGUCAGCCAGGUGUUUGACAUCAAGCAGGUCGCUAACUUCCCGGACAUCAUUUUCCCCAUCCUGUGGUUUGAGGAGGGAAUCGACAACCUGCCCGACGAGGUCACCGACCUCAUGCGCUUCGCCGAGCAGGUGCCGCCCAAGAUCCGCGUGGCGCUGAUCGUUGGCCUGUGCGCACUGGGCGUGAUCCUCCUGCUGCUUUCGACCUUCUGUCUGAUCCGCAACUCACACCGACAGAGCACCCUGCACCUGGAGGGCUCCAACUACCUGGCCACCGCUCAGGUGGACAUGAACAAGAAGCAGAACAAGGAUAACCAACCCGCCAGAUACUAGGCGCUCUAGUCGGAGUCUGGUUGCAGUCCGAGGGUCUCUGGGUGUCUUAGUUUAGUGUAGGCCUUAGCUAGGAACUGGGACUAGCCCACCUUACUUCCACUUCCCAAUCCCCGAUCCCCAAUCUCCAAUUCCCAAAACCCACUCCCUUUUCCAAUCCCAUUCCCGAAAGCGAAUGUGCGUCUCUGUAGAUUAGAAGAAAUGGAGCUGGGAAGACUUGUAUGUAUAUGUAUGUGUAUCUAUAUCUAUUGUAUUGUAUGUAGGUUAUCGUUGUAAGUAAGCGUUAUGAAAAUUUUGAUUUGUAGUCUUACAAAACAGUCGUGAUCGCUUAAGGGCUCAAAGCUUCGACUAAGACUUCGAUUUGUUAUACCAAAACAGAAGCCGAUCCCGUACUUGUUUUCUAUUACCCUGUUGAAAUUGAAAUUGAAUGUCCAGAUUGAUUCACAAAACUCGAAACGUUUCUCAAAUAAAACAAAGUUCCAUCCUCGAAUACAAAUGUGCUUCAUUAGACCAAAUGCUGGACAAGGUCCGCAUAGGAAAUUUGUAUACUAUAAGUACAUAAUUCUAUCGAUCGAAUGUACAAUUUAUAUGCAUUAAUGUGUACAAUAAACUACGAUAUUAUUUUAAUUAGAAA
Molecule: messenger RNA, 2426 nt
Organism: Drosophila rhopaloa
Lineage: Eukaryota; Metazoa; Arthropoda; Insecta; Diptera; Drosophilidae
Gene: emp
Product: lysosome membrane protein 2
Exons: 7
Coding region: 233-1795 (520 amino acids)
Cellular component (GO): membrane; cytoplasm
Molecular function (GO): scavenger receptor activity
Source: RefSeq, a predicted model, not a curated record